AAAUUUUUACCCCUAAACAUUAUCUACAAAAUUAAUUGAAGAACAAGAGCAACAACAAUCAAGCUAUACAACUGCUAUAGCACGAGGAGAUAUCGAAGUCAAAGACAUCGAUCGACAUUUAAUGCGUUUGUAUGUACAUACAUGAUUAUACGUUUGUAUAUGUGUAUAACAGCUACUUAGCUACCAGCAGAAUUAACUUCUGCGGCCAUUUGGAGCAUUAACACAACGUUUAUAUAUAAAUACAUAUAUAUAAAAGACAACAACUCAGCGGAGUUGAAAUAAUUUUUAAAAUUCAUAAACUCACAAGUGAGAAAAAUAAAAAAGAGAAAAACAACAGCAAAACGAUACGAUUCUGUAUUUCAUACGUUAAGAAAAUGGGCCAAACUUUGUCAGAACCAGUUACCGCCAAGGAGUCGUCAUAUUGUCAAAAUGAGUUGUAUCGUGUCGGGUCCAGUUGUAUGCAGGGUUGGCGUAUCAAUAUGGAAGAUUCACAUACACAUAUUCUAUCGUUACCCGAUGAUCCAGGUACAUCGUUCUUUGCAGUCUACGAUGGCCACGGCGGAGCUACCGUAGCUCAAUAUGCUGGCAAACAUUUACACAAAUUUAUUUUGAAACGUCCCGAAUAUAGUGAGAAUAUCGAAAAAGCAUUAAAACAGGCGUUUUUGGACAUUGAUUAUGAAAUGCUGUAUAACGAAUCCUGGGGAGAACAGAUGGCUGGUUCAACAGCCGUUGUUGUCUUAAUUAAAAAUAAUCACUUGUACUGUGCCAAUGCGGGUGACUCCCGCGCAGUCGCCUGCAUUAACGGAGAGGUAGAGACUUUAUCUAUGGAUCACAAGCCCAACAAUGAAGCAGAAACUAAACGAAUUAAUGAAGGCGGCGGUUGGGUGGAAUUUAAUCGUGUCAAUGGUAAUCUGGCGUUGUCAAGGGCUUUGGGCGAUUUCGUGUUCAAGCGCAAUGAAAACAAGAAACCUGAAGAACAAAUUGUAACCGCUUAUCCGGAUGUGGAAACACGCACAAUUAGUAGUGAGUGGGAAUUUCUAGUGCUGGCUUGUGAUGGCAUUUGGGAUGUAAUGAGCAAUAAAGAAGUAAUUGACUUUUGUCGAACGCGCAUUGGACAGGGUAUGUAUCCCGAGGAGAUAUGCGAAGAUCUAAUGAAUCAUUGCCUGGCGCCGGACUGUCAAAUGGGCGGUUUGGGCGGUGAUAAUAUGACUGUAGUUUUAGUCUGUUUUCUACAUAAUAAACCAUAUUCGGAAUUGGUGGCACGCUGUGCGUCUCCGGCCACACCGCAACAACGUAACACUAAUGGCACAGCAACACCCAGUCAAGCGUCACUGUCCCCAUCUGCAAGAUGUGCUUUAAAUUUAAAAUAACAUCAUGCAAUAGUUGGCAGUUUGCUCUGCAAAACAAUACAAUUAACUUUAUACAAUGCAAACAGCAGCAGCGAUAACAACAGCAGAACCAGCAACACUUAAUUUACGUGUUUGAUGGAUGAUUGAUUAGAUUUUCUUCCUUCCUUAAGCCGAUGAUUUUAAAUUUAUGUUAAUCAAUUUUAUGGAUAUUUAUGCAAAAAAAACUCAACGUUUUCUUUUGAUAUUUAAU
Messenger RNA from Glossina fuscipes, 1599 nucleotides. Its product is annotated as probable protein phosphatase 2C T23F11.1. NCBI's taxonomy places the organism in Eukaryota, Metazoa, Arthropoda, Insecta, Diptera, Glossinidae. The record is from RefSeq and is a predicted model, not a curated record. The transcript is spliced from 4 exons. Gene Ontology annotation, biological process: protein dephosphorylation. Bases 375 to 1370 code for a protein of 331 amino acids. Gene Ontology annotation, molecular function: protein serine/threonine phosphatase activity; cation binding.